ACUCCACUUUGUCUCUGUACUGAAGUUUAGCCUGUUUUAUUGCCUUGCGGAGGGCAUAACUGGACUGUUUGUAUUCAAUCAUACUGUAUUAAUAUAAUUGGAAAAAUUGCUUUUAUGUGUUUUUUUAUUAUUAAAAAACAUAUACUUUAUUUGAAAGAGCUAUUUUCCAGUAGAAAAGCAAUAUUCCAAUUAUAUUAAUACAGUCCUAUAGAGACACACAAGAGGAUGACAUUUGUGCCAUCUAAUGUGGAGACCUGUCUAUUGACCUGCCUACUGAAAUGUUCUUGUUGGUAAAUUACGUGAUAAAUGAGGUGCUUAGAGAAGGCUUUGAAGACUUUAUUUCAAUAUCCCCACACUUGAGUCCACACUGUGCCUUUAAGAGAGAGAUUUAUAUUGCAAUGAGGGAGAAAUGUAUGAAGACUUCUAAGUGAAAAUGAAAGUGUCGAGCUCCCUGUUUCUUGUAAACGCCACCGUUACAAAUAAUUCACCUGUGCAGAUGAACAGCCAGACCGUUUGGUAUAGUCUGCUUUCCAUUCACUGGGUGAGCGACUACACUUCACUGUUCUCCACAAAUCAAGAAUUAAGAUAUGGCGUCUCUCAGCAUGACAAAAGACCAGUUGCGCUGUUCCAUCUGCCUGGAUAUCUUCGUCCACCCUGUCUCCACUCCGUGUGGACACAACUUCUGCAAAUCUUGUAUCUCUGACUACUGGGAUAUCAGGGAAGCCAUCUGCCCUCUAUGUAAGGAGACGUUCAAGAAACGUCCCGACCUCCACGUCAACACGUUCAUUAACGAGAUAAUCAACCAGUUCAAAUCGGCACAGGAGGACAUUUUUCCACACACCAUUUUGCCAUUGAGAGAGCCAGAACAGGGGGACACUACAGAUGGAGGAGUGAACAGGAAGAUCCAGGCCAGACUGAAGAAGGUGGAGGAGAUCAAAAACUCAGUGGAGAUCAGCAGAGCUAGUUCACAGAAAGACAUAGAGGAAAAUGAGCAGGCCUUCACUGUGCUGUUGCGCUCCAUUGAGAGGAGCCAGGCUGACGUCGUCGGUGAGAUCCAGGAGAAACAGAGAGCUGUGGAGAAACAAGCUGAUUGGCUCAUCAAGGAGCUGGAACAGGAAGUAGCAGAUUUAGAGAGUGGAAAUAAUAAACAAGGGGAACUCCGUUCCACCCCACAACAGAUCUGUUCUGAGAUCAGUGCUAGCGGUGGUGGAAAAAACAUCUGGGAAAUUGUGUCCCAACUGGAGGAUACCUUCAGAGAGGAGAUGAAGAAAGUCAUGGAUAAAGGGUUGAAAUUGCUGAAGACUAAUGCAGUGAACGUGAUUCUGGACCCCGACACAGCUCAUCCUUUCCUGGUUCUGUCUGAGGAUGGGAAACAGGCCAGACACGUCAACGAUUGGAGGAUCCUGCCUUUCAACCCCAAGAGGUUCAAUACCAGUAUCGGCGUCCUUGGGAGGACAGGGUUCUCCUCCAGGAGAUUCUACUUCGAGGUGCAGGUCUCUGGGAAGACUGACUGGGGCCUAGGAGUGGCCAGGGAGUCCAUCGACAGGAAGGGGAAGGCACUCCCGACCCCUGCGAUUGGCUACUGGACCUUGUGGCUGACCAAUAGGUAUGAGUACAAGGCUGCAGAUGAUUCUGGCUCCACCCUCCUCUCCCUGAGAGAGAAGCCCCAGAAGGUGGGGGUGUUUGUGGAUCACAAGGAAGGGUUGGUGUCUUUUUACGACUCGGAAGCCAAGGCUCAUAUCUAUUCCUUCACUGGGUGCACCUUCAAUGAGAAACUUUUCCCUUUCCUGAGCUCUAGUGUCAAUGACAAUGAUAAAAACUCUGCCCCAUUUGUCAUUCUGCCUGUCAGUCAUAGAGGCUGACAGGCCGAUUGGUUAAAAAUCUAGAUGGAAUGGGCCACAUAUAAUUUGAUUGAUUCUGGUCUGUUGAGAACUGUAGUUCUUGAUGAUAGUACUGAUUAUUUGUCCAAUAAUCAAUCUGCCUAUGUGUUGAACUUGGUGUAAACUGUCUGUGAUUUAUAUAAUAUGACUAACAUGACGAAUAACAUUUCAAUAACAUGACGAAUAACAUUUCAAUAACAUGACGAAUAACAUUUCAAUAACAUGAUAAUAAGAUGACAAUAACAUGAAGAAUGUUGAUUUAGUUGAUAUAGUAUGUUCAAAAAUGUAUUAGAUGAGUGAUUACAGCUAUUACAGUGUAUUUUAAAUCACAAAUAGCAUGAAUUAAUUGGUAUUAGUUUGUUAUAAGCCUAGUGAAGGAUGCAUUGUUAUCCUUGUUAAGAGUUGGACAAAAAUCGAACAAUAAAGCUUUCUGUGCCGGA
This is a messenger RNA of Salvelinus sp. IW2-2015, 2320 nucleotides long. RefSeq names its product E3 ubiquitin-protein ligase TRIM39. The record is from RefSeq and is a predicted model, not a curated record. NCBI's taxonomy places the organism in Eukaryota, Metazoa, Chordata, Actinopteri, Salmoniformes, Salmonidae. Gene Ontology annotation, cellular component: cytoplasm. Gene Ontology annotation, molecular function: protein binding; ubiquitin protein ligase activity. Gene Ontology annotation, biological process: protein ubiquitination.